Messenger RNA from Ooceraea biroi (clonal raider ant), 1257 nucleotides. RefSeq names its product NKAP family protein CG6066. Gene Ontology annotation, biological process: regulation of gene expression. The record is from RefSeq and is a predicted model, not a curated record. Gene Ontology annotation, molecular function: chromatin binding. Lineage: Eukaryota; Metazoa; Arthropoda; Insecta; Hymenoptera; Formicidae. Gene Ontology annotation, cellular component: nucleus.
AGACCUGUAUGUAAGACCGUGACUUCAAUGACGUCUGCUAGAGUGCGUUACUGCGCAUGCGUGAUAUCACUUGGCGCAGUUGCGCUCUAGCGUCUAGAGCUGUCUAGUUUCAUGCACUUGGAUUGACUUAACCUUUCAUUAUCGACAACAAACAACUCUUUGAACGAAAAUAGGUAAAACAAUACGGUAUCUACCAACAGAUACCGUAUUUUAUCUAAAAGAGUUAAAAAUAAUAUCGAAAAUAUAUAUUGAAAGAAGAAGAGGAAACAAACACUCGUAAGAAGAAAGCGAAAAUUAUUUCAAGAAAAUGAUGAACGAAAAGAUGAUGGAUGCGCGAAGGCGCGAGCGAGAACUGAUAGGAUUGCGUGGGGUUCCUGAGGCUUGGAGCAAAUCUCCAAUGCAAAUCGAGUAUAGUUCAGAUGAAGAGGAUGAAGACGUGAACAAACACAAAGAUAAUAUUUUGCCAAAGGACCGCAAGAGGAAGAGGCACGAUGCUAAAAAGAAGAAGAGCAAGAAACAGAAAAAGGAGAAGAAAGCGAAGAAGGAAAAAAGAAGAGAGAAGAAAGCAAAAAAGGAAGCUAGAAGGGAGAAGAGGAAGAAAAAGAAAGCAAAGAAGGAUACGGAGAGCAGCAGCUCCAACAGUAGCGGUAGCAGCGAUGAAGAGGGGGAGGUCUGGGUAGAAAAGACUGCACUCACGGAUAAACCGAAGUCGAAGAAAGGUUCGAGUUCGGAUGACAGCGGAGACGACAGUGUGGUGGGACCUGCUCCGAAGCCACACGUAACUCUGUCGGCCAAAGAUUUUGGCAAGGCCUUGCUGCCGGGUGAGGGCGCGGCCAUGGCGGCUUACGUCGCUGAAGGGAAACGUAUACCCAGAAGAGGUGAGAUCGGCCUCACGUCCGAAGAAAUCGCCUCGUACGAAUCUGUUGGCUACGUUAUGAGUGGAAGCAGGCACCGUCGCAUGGAAGCAGUUCGUAUUCGUAAAGAGAACCAGAUCUACUCCGCCGACGAGAAACGUGCUUUGGCAAUGUUCAGCAAAGAGGAGCGACAAAAGCGGGAAAAUCUUAUAUUGGGACAGUUCAGAGAGAUGAUUAAUCAAAAAAAACUGGCGCAGGAAAAGAAAAAUAAGUGAUUUAUUUUUGAGCGAGGAGACUCGUAUAGAAAUUUUGUAUAAUUCUGUUUUCAGAGGACGAUGUACAUAGAAAAUACUAUGUAUUAUAUUAUCAUGUACAUAACUAAAUAAAACCAUUUUUAUCAAGG